UCUCUGACAACGAUUAUCUUACGACAUUUAGCCGAUGUUACAAUCUCCUCUGCACAUGGCCAGUUCUGCAGUCGUUCUCCCAUAUUGGGAUGUGCAUCACUAUUGCCGGAAACAGUAAUAUGCAUACAUGGUUCUCGUGUGGUGCCCCAACACUUUGUGCGAAGUUCGUUCGUUUCCCUAUUUAAACGGCCUUGAUCCUGCUGAGAGGUAUCGUCAACGUCACUAUCAUCGGCCGCAGACAAGCCAAUAUUCUCACAACUACAGCCACAAUGAAGCUUUCCGAUCUCGCCCUGACUGCCGCACUCAGCUUGUCCCAGGCCAUAGAGGUUCGCGCUGAGACAGUCCAGGGGUUCGAUAUCUCCAAUCAUCAGGCGACCGUUGACUUCAAGGCCGCCUAUAACGAUGGUGCGCGCUUUGUCAUGAUCAAGGCGACCGAGGGCACCGACUUCGUUGACAAGGUGUUUAGCUCCCACUACCAGGGUGCUACUGACGCAGGUAUGAUUCGCGGAGGAUACCAUUUUGCCCUGCCCAACAAGUCUACUGGCGCCAAGCAAGCGCAACAGUUCAUCUCCCAUGGCGGUGGCUGGUCCAAGGACGGUAUUACGCUGCCCGGUAUGCUUGACAUUGAAUACAACCCCUACGGUAGCACCUGCUACGACCUCAGCGCCUCAGAUAUGGUAGCUUGGAUCAAGGACUUUGUCGAUACGUACCAGAAGGCCACCGGUGUCUACCCAAUGAUCUACUCGACUGCCGACUGGUGGAAGACCUGCACCGGCAACGCCGGCGGAUUUGGCAAGACCUGUCCUCUGGUACUUGCCGCGUAUAGCAGCUCACCACCGUCGACGAUUCCCGGUGACUGGGCCACAUACACGAUUUGGCAAAACUCCGACAGCUAUACCCACGGUGGCGACUCCGACCUGUUCAAUGGAGCGUAUAGUCAGCUGCAGAAGAUUGCUAAUGCUGAGUAAAUGUGGCUUGAGUGGUGUGUCUGAUGAUACCAAGUUGUAUCUUUCGUUUGUCGCCAGAGUAUAUUUAUGGUGUGCAUGCGCCUUCCCCAACUGUCGUUAUAAUGCCGCUCUAUCGUCUGUCCAAACAUAAGGGGUAUAUCAAAACCAGGACAUAGC
This is a messenger RNA of Aspergillus alliaceus, 1124 nucleotides long. Its product is annotated as lysozyme. NCBI's taxonomy places the organism in Eukaryota, Fungi, Ascomycota, Eurotiomycetes, Eurotiales, Aspergillaceae. The record is from RefSeq and is a predicted model, not a curated record. Gene Ontology annotation, molecular function: lysozyme activity. The transcript has 2 exons. The coding region runs from base 270 to 968 and encodes 232 amino acids. Gene Ontology annotation, biological process: cell wall macromolecule catabolic process; peptidoglycan catabolic process; carbohydrate catabolic process.